Molecule: messenger RNA, 897 nt
Organism: Striga asiatica
Lineage: Eukaryota; Viridiplantae; Streptophyta; Magnoliopsida; Lamiales; Orobanchaceae
Source: the annotation of a GenBank genome assembly
AUGCUCAUUGUGCAGUAUUUGCACAAAGUACUCGCUCUUGUUGUUUGUUGGGCAGCUGUACAGAACGAGCAUGUUAUUUCCAGCAAAUGGUGCCACUGUGCUGCCACGCCAGAUUCUCUUUUGGGGUGGUUUGACAGGUUCAGAGUUUUUUCACUUAGUAUUUGUUCAAAAUCUGAAAGCCCACAAAAAACAAUUCAAAAGUUCAACCCCAAAGGCUGGACCUACCCGUUCCAUCAAGAAAUAGCCCGAUCAAACAGGAAAAUGGAAGUACAACUCGACAAGGACGAUUCCAGUAGCUGGAGCGUCGACCAGCACGACCGUCGGGAGCGGGUCCGCUUCGGCUGGGGUUCGCGCGCCAGAGGUGGGCCCCACUAUUUUUACUGCGGUGAGGCCGGCCACCGUCAGUCAGCCUGUCCCCACCGCAACGGCUCUCGGGCUCUGCUGGCGGAUGACUUUGACGGCUCGGCAAAGGCUACUUAUGAUGGACUGCCGAAGUUUGAUGUCGAGUCAGACCCGGAGGAGGAACAUCUGUGUGGCGACGAGGGCCUUGCUUUGGUUCUUCACCGCUCGUGUUUGACACCUCGAGUUUCUGACACUACUGAUACUUGCACAAAGUACUCGCUCUUGUUGUUUGUUGGGCAGCUGUACAGAACGAGCAUGUUAUUUCCGGCAAAUGGUGCCACUGUGCUGCCACGCCAGAUUCUCUUUUGGGGUGGUUUGACAGCUGUACAGAACGAGCAUGUUAUAUCCGGCAAAUGGUGCCACUGUGCUGCCACGCCAGAUUCUCUUUUGGGGUGGUUUGACAGCCUACCCGUUCCAUCAAGAAAUAGCCCGAUCAAACAGGAAAAUGGAAGUAGUGUUUCUGCAUGGGCAAACCUUAGUCUGGCCAAUUCAUAG